This is a messenger RNA of Apus apus (common swift), 2584 nucleotides long. It is a transcript of the gene NCF2, whose product is annotated as neutrophil cytosolic factor 2. Gene Ontology annotation, biological process: phagocytosis; respiratory burst; superoxide anion generation. Lineage: Eukaryota; Metazoa; Chordata; Aves; Apodiformes; Apodidae. Gene Ontology annotation, cellular component: NADPH oxidase complex. The record is from RefSeq and is a predicted model, not a curated record. The transcript has 15 exons. Gene Ontology annotation, molecular function: superoxide-generating NADPH oxidase activator activity; protein binding. Bases 85 to 1650 code for a protein of 521 amino acids.
AGAAGCAGAAGGGAGCAAGACAAGAGGCCGAGCGAGGAAGGACGAGGAGAGGGGCAAGACCCACCAGGUGUCCCCGACCACGCCAUGUCCCUGGUGGAGACGAUCCGACUGUGGCAAGAGGGGGUGUGUGCAGCGGAUGGGAAGGAUUGGAGAGCAGCCCUGGAGGCCUUCCUGGCUGUCCAGAACCCCCCUGCCAAGAUCUGCUUCAACAUCGGCUGCAUCCACCUGGUGCUGGGGCAGCUGGCCGAGGCAGAGGAGGCGUUCACCCGGAGCAUUGGCUGUGACAAGCACCUGGCAGUGGCUUAUUUCCAGCGGGGGACGGUGUUUUACCGGAGGCAGAACCAUGAAAAGGCAGUCAAGGAUUUCAAAGAGGCACUGGCCCAGCUGCGAGGGAACCAGCUCAUCGACUACAAGAUCCUGGGGCUGCGAUACAGGCUCUUUGCUUGCGAGAUACUCUACAACAUCGCGCUGGUGCACGCCACGAUGCAGGACUGGGGGAAAGCUGAGGAGCACCUGACUCUGGCCAUGAGCAUGAAGACUGAGCCCCAGCACAACAAGAUCGACAGGGCAAUGGAAGCCAUCCUGAAGCAGAAGCUCUGCGAGCUGGUGGCCAUUCCCGCUGGGAAGCUGUUUAGACCAAAUGAAAAGCAAGUGGCUCAGCUGGAGAAGAAGGACUACCUGGGCAAGGCUAUGGUGGUGGCAUCCGUGGUGGACAAGGACAGUUUUUCAGGAUUUGCUCCACUCCAGCCACAGGCCUCUGAUCCUCCACCCAGGCCUAAGACCCCAGAAAUCCUGAGGGCCCUUGAAGGGCAGCCACACCGUGUCCUGUACGAGUUCAUCCCCGAGACCGAUGAGGAGCUGCCGGUCCUGCCAGGAAACAUUGUCUUUGUCUUGAAGAAAGAGAAGGACAACUGGGCUACAGUGAUGUUCAAUGGAAAGAAAGGGAUCGUCCCCUGCAACUUCCUCGAGCCUGUGGAGCUCCAGAACAAGCUGCACGUUCAGGAAGAAAUCCCUGCUGAAGCUGAGAUCCCAGAGCCACCCAGCUCCACCGCUCCCGAGAAGCCGCGGCGGCCACCACCAGACUAUACUCCUGCUACUGCAACGCAGCCCAGAGAAACAGAGAAGGAGGCUGAAGCAGCCAUCUCCAGUCCCCAUGUCCUCAAGGUACAUUACAAAUACACAGUGGCCCUGCAAGUCAAGCCAGGCCUCUCCUACAUGGAGCUUCUGGACCUGGUUUGCAAGAAGCUGGAACUCCAGCCCGAGCACACAGAGCUGAGGUACAAGCCUGCAGAGAGCCAGGAGCUGGUGGCCCUGAGCACAGAGAACCUGGAUGCAGCCUGGAGCCAGAGCAAGGACAACUGCCUGACAGUCUGGUGUGACAUCACGGAGGGAGAGGGCUUUUUGCUGGAAAACAAGCCAGAGGAGCCGCCGCAGGAGGCAACGCUGGAGGAGACAGGACCAACCCAAGUCAUAGCACAGUACAAUUACAAAGCCACCCAACCUGAAGACCUGGAGUUUCAGGCAGGAGAUGUGAUACUUGUUUUAUCCAAAGUGAAUGAAGACUGGUUAGAAGGUCAGUGCAAUGGGAAGAUUGGCAUCUUCCCAUCUGCUUUCGUUCAGAAGUCAAACACUAAAGACCUGGAGAUGUGAUUUCAGAAGAGUUUAAGGUCGUGGACACGGAAAGAAAUGAAGAAUUCAACUGCUGCAAUUAAAAAGUUUCCAUAAUAAUCACUGCACUGGAAAAAGGACUUAAAAUAGUACGUCUACUUGUAUUAAAAGCUUUAUCUUCUAUUUUACCCUUUGCACUGCUCUCUAAAACAGGUACUGAUUAAAAAGUUGCUAACUGUCUUCCUGUUAAGCUUAUAUUCAGUCCUAAAAGCUCUGCUUACCAACAGAUCUGCUGGCAAUAGCUCUGCCUCACCUUCACCCUGCCCUCAGUGAUGCUUUUCUACAGAGAAGCCAGGGGCUGGGAAAACCCAGGAGUGGGUGGUGCCACUUGCACUGCCAGCCCUGCUGACAGAGCCAGGAGAGGAACAGGCACUCAGGAAGCUGUAAGACCAGGAAGGGCUGAAUUUCCACGAGGUUAAACAAGACACGUUGUGCGGCCUCGCCCGGCUCCGAUGGACAAUGCUCUUCAAACCCACCCACCAGUACAAACACACAUACUCUUCACCUUUUGGAGCUGCAUCUCAAAGCUUUUUCUCAGCAGUCAGAGGAGACAGGAAGUUAGAAAGACACUCAGCAGGUCACACAGCAACGCAGUGGUCACCUCUGUCAAAGCCUACACCAAUGUUGAUGCCCUCUUCCCUAUCCAAGAGGUUUGGGCCCCCCUGCCUCUGGCACUGCUCUCAAACCAUCUCCCCCUCCCUGGCUGCUGGCAGCUGCUCCUUCUGGCAUUUUAAAAUGGUCUGCCCUGCUCCAUCCUCGACACACACAAGCUGGAGCUUGAGCCAGACACCUACAGUUAUUUGCUUCAAAGAGGCCAAGGGCAGCAGUUUUCCCACUUCUGCUCCUAUCAGGCAAGUUCUGCAGAAGCCUGCUCUCCCAACAACCUAAACCUCACUUGUUUUUGAAGGAACUUGUU